Messenger RNA from Didymodactylos carnosus, 1260 nucleotides. NCBI's taxonomy places the organism in Eukaryota, Metazoa, Rotifera, Eurotatoria, Philodinida, Philodinidae. The record is from the annotation of a GenBank genome assembly.
AUGACGUCAAUAGAUGGUUUAAUUCAAAAAGCUCCGGCUGAAAUGCGUACAAAGCUCAUGCAACAUUUUCAGAUAGCUAAAGAAUAUGAAAAGAAUCCAGAAACAGCUGCUGUUGCUUAUUAUUGUCUCAUGUACAUUGCUCAUGAAAGUUUAAAAGCUGGAAAAGAACAAAAGCCAUUUGCCGCACAAAUGAAGAGAACAUAUGCCGAUGACGAAUUAAUCAAAUCAAUGGCAACUGGUCAACAAGUCAUUGAAGAACUCGUUACAGUUUUGACCGGUGAAACGAACGAGAUUGAAAAUGACGAACAAAAAAGUGCCGAUCAACUUCGGAUUUUAAUGAGAAAAUAUUAUACAAUCGGCGGACUGACAGAUGUCUUAUCGGUCUUCGGUCCCGUAAAAGACGAUUUUGUUGCACUUGGAAAAAUGUCAAAAAGUCGUGCAGUAUCAAUAUUUCGUGAAUUAAAAAGUGGUGCUGGAUUAGGUGGAGGAUCAUCAUCAGCAGCUGCGGCCAAACCACCUGAGAAUACAACCUUCGGCGCGGGACAACCGCCCAAUGCUUAUCGACCCCCAUCUCCACCGCGAACUAACUUACCACCACAAAAACCACCUGCACCUGCUGCUACUGGUGGCGGCAAUUAUGGAUUUUAUGGUGCCAGUGGUUACGAUCAACCAUCAACUGAAUUGCAUGCUCCGCACGAGAUCAUCGCCCAAGCACAAAAACUUUGUCGUUAUGCAAAUUCUGCACUAGAACAUGAAGACAUUUCAACAGCUUUCAAAAACUGUGAACAAUCAAUUUUAUUAAUCAUGACGAAUGAAUUAGAUGAAAUUAUACUACCAGAAGAAUUAAAAAAGUAUCGUACAUUAUAUUUAAAAGCUGAAGAAGCUGGUCAGUUAACCGAACAAAAUCGAUUUUCCUAUUCCUAUUGUCUUGUACGAAGUAAAGUCAAAGAUGAUAUACGGAGUGGUUUAGCUAUAUUAAGAUCAUUAUAUGAUGAAACAAAUAAAGAUGAUGCUAAACGAGAUUAUCUUUACUAUAUGGCAAUUGGUGAAGCACGUCUCGGAAAUUAUGAAUCAAGUUUGAAAUAUUUAGAUGCUAUAUUACAUGUUCAAUCAAAAAAUCACCAAGCAUCAAAUUUAAAACACGAAGUAGAACGACGUAUGAAUGUUGAAGGUGCCAUUGGUCUCGGAGUUACUAUUGGUGCUGGAGCAUUGAUUGUUGGCGGUUUAGCAGCUGCAGCAGUUGCUAUAUUGAAAAAAUAA